Penaeus monodon (black tiger shrimp) is the source of this 2537-nucleotide messenger RNA. RefSeq lists its product as uncharacterized. The record is from RefSeq and is a predicted model, not a curated record. NCBI's taxonomy places the organism in Eukaryota, Metazoa, Arthropoda, Malacostraca, Decapoda, Penaeidae. The transcript is spliced from 6 exons. Bases 83 to 1879 code for a protein of 598 amino acids.
UUUCAGUACGGAAACAGACGCCUUCACAUAACAGUCUCUCUCCACAAGAUAUCUUCAAAAGCAGUUUUGUCCAAUAUUCGAAAUGGCUCCCAUUCAGAACAGUAAGGCGUGCGAGGUUAAUGCAGCUUCGUCUGAAGUCAAGUGCUGCCGCUGCGGAGGAUCGAAGAGCUCUUGGGACAUGUUCCUUCCCAUCACUCACAGGGGAAGCUUCUUCCAGGACUCCUUCUUCUCCAACAUUCACCAGCAUUUCGACGCCGCCGUUAGGGAGGUUCUGGACAAGUGGAAUGGCUCUGACCUCAGGCUGACUAACCACACGGAGAACGCGAACAUCCGCCACAGUGAUGUCAUUGGCCGCUACAGAAGGCUUCGAUCCAUCGACCUGAAGGAAGAGAACCAGGCUGUCACUGUCACGUCGGAUGACACUAGUCACAAGGUGGUGCUGGACGUGCAUGAGUUCCUGGGAGGAGAUGUGACGGUGAAGGUGGUUGACGAGAAGGAGCUGGUGGUGGAAGGCCGCGUGGAAAAGAAGGAAGAGGGAAGUUCCUGCGUGGCGCUGCACUCCUUCAGACGCCGCUUCUCCCUGCCACGCCUUACCGACAUGGCGGCCAUCACCUCCGCCAUGUCCUCCGACGGCGUCCUCACCAUCACAGUGCCCAAACUGGGAAAUGAAGACAAUCAAAGGACUACCAUCAUCCCCAUCAAGAUCGAAGAGACGAAUUCACAGACAAAGGCUUCCAAAACAACACUUCCACAAAACACAAAUAAACAGGAAAUCAAAUGCCAACACUGCAGUCAGGGCGCCGUCUCCAAGAAGGAGAGCAACAAGGCAGUCAGUGAAACGUGUGUCAAGAAAGAGAGCGAUUCCUGUGAAUCGGAGAAAAGGUCCUCGGCAAUAGAUUCCUUCGCUGGACACAACGUCCUCCCGAUUGUGCGCAGAGGACUCUUCUUCGACGAUUCCUUCUUCCAGGAAAGCUGGAAGGAUUUCCAGAGGGCGGUGAAGGAAGUGCUGAACAAGUGGGGAGAACAGUCCUCUAUUGGCGACGAUCUAACGCGCUACAGAAGUCUCCGAAGUCGUGACUUGAAAGAAGAAAACCAGGCUGUCACUUCCUCAGAGGAUGAACGUCAACACAAGUUCGUUCUUGACGUGAAAGACUUUAGUGACGGCGGAGAGAUCAGCGUGAAGGCAGUGAACGACAGAGAGUUGGUGGUCGAAGGCCGCAAGGAGAAGCAGGGAGACGGCUCGAGGUGUUCUCAGCGGUUUCUUCGGCGCUUCGUCGUUCCUGGAGACCUCCAACUGGAUGCCGUCAACUCAGUCGUGUCUUCUGACGGUGUGCUCACCAUCUCGGCACCUAAGAAGCAGCCGAAGCUCCAGGUGAGGGAGGUUUCCGUGCCCAUAAGCAUUGAAGGAAAGAAAACUGAUCCGGCCGACGCCGUCCUGCAGAAUGGAAAUCUCAAGUCGAAUGAAGCUUUAACAGGCACUGUCGCAAAGGAAAAUAAACUGCAGAAUGCCACUUCCGUACCCAGCGCAAUCUCCGCUCCGUCCAAGGUACCCUCGACAGCCAGUUCGACUCGUGGAUCCAAGGAAACUUCAUCCUCAAACCAGAAAGGAGAUUCUCAGCUGCACACCACCGUUAUUCCCGUUAGGGUCCAGGGAACAGAAGAGAUUCCAGAGAAGAAAACCUGUUCCCCUCAUAAGACUUCGACAGGAGUUCAAGACGAAGACGCCUCCGCCAGAUCCACCUCCUUCGCCGCGAGAGGAAAGGGAAGCGACGCUGAAGAAGGCACCCAGGAAGAUAAGGACCUGUAUAAGCUGAAGGGAAGCGGAGCCAAGUUCCCCAUCAAGAUUAACGGAUCUGUGAUUAAUAACAACUCGAUCUAAUAUAAACUGACCAUUCCAGAGGUAAUAAAUAUUGGAGGAAAAGAGAAAGAAAACAUUUUUACACAGAAUUUAUUUAAAUAAAAUAUAUUUUGUAAUCAAAUACUUGCGUAUAUAUUGGAAUAAAAUCUUACUUUCCGCUUUCUUAUUCGAUUUUUUUUUAAGUUGUAAGUGCUACACUUCCAUUUAAACCGAGUUGGCAACACCUUUUUCCUGUGGCAUCUGAAAUAAGUUUAGUAUUUACUUUUUUUAUUAUUUUGAUUUCAAUCACUGGACUCUAUACAAUAUAAAGGUUAUAAAAAGUAAUCUAAACAUUCUUCAAAUUGAAGAAAAUAAAUUAAAAAAAAAAGUAAAUAUUGAAUUUUAAUAUGCAAAUGGAAAAAGUGGCUGAAUUGAGUAUGCCAGAUAUAUAGGAAGCGACUUAAAAGUUCCAAGGAUUAUCAAGCAUGAAAUGCCGGAAAACGCGUUAAUAUUUUCAAUAAUUUUAACGUUAUACCUUGCACUCUAUUCCUGAUACCGUGCAAUUAUUGCAUAAUACUAUUAUUCAUGUAUGUCCAUGUUAAAAAUAAAACUACUAUAUUAAUAAUGACAUUAGCUGGAAAGCCAUAAAUUCGACUACUUUUUUUUUUUUUUUUUUUUUUUAAUAUGAAAAGGGAAGAUA